Molecule: messenger RNA, 435 nt
Organism: Fusarium oxysporum Fo47
Lineage: Eukaryota; Fungi; Ascomycota; Sordariomycetes; Hypocreales; Nectriaceae
Exons: 1
Coding region: 1-435 (144 amino acids)
Source: RefSeq, a predicted model, not a curated record
AUGUGUCAGAAGUCGAGCUACGAAAGGCGCUGUGAAGACUGCCACAUGAGAGUCAUGAUCAGCGUUGUAACCCACCAAGUAUGCGGCGGCAAGCCCCGAGAGAAGCUAAUCAAGGCCCAAGAAGAGAAACGCAAGAACCAUAAGGUGCCAUAUCGCAAGGACGGUUUUAUAUGCAAGCUCAGAAUACGGCCUCAAAAGAAAUACUGGUCCUACAUCGGAGCGCACACCUGCAUGCGCUGCAGUCUUCAAAAGUUGAGGAAAGAAGCGGAGGAAGAGCUCAAAGCACUUGUGGAUGGAAAUGGAAUGGAGUCAGAGAUAAAUCUCAAAAAGGAGAGGUUAAAGAGGCUGAAGGAAGAAAUGAUGGAUACGGGGCUUCCCCCAAAAGAUUACAAGAAGGCGCUGCCCAAGGCAAUCGAAGUCAACAUGAAGGGCUAG